AUGACUCCCUGGAAAGACCAGACCUCGCACGCAAACAAUGAAGUCGAGGUCGAGUCCUCGCCGGGGACUGGGACUUCGCAUGCCCACGACCCCUUGCAUGCGCCGCUGCAGCGCAAGCUGCAGUCGCGCCACCUGCAGAUGAUUGCGAUCGGGGGCAUCAUCGGACCGGGGCUACUCGUGGGCUCCGGCAAGGCCUUCCAGGAAGGCGGGCCCGCAGGCGUGCUGAUAAGCUUUUCGCUGGUCGGGAUUGUUGUUUAUUUCGUUAUGCAAGCCCUAGGCGAAAUGGCCACUGCGAUCCCCGUCACGGGCUCCUUCACCGAGUACGCCGGGCGCUUUGUCGACGACUCGCUUGCGUUUGGGCUAGGGUGGGCCUAUUGGUAUCUCUGGAUUACGGUCCUCGCAAACGAAUACAACGCCGUGUCGCUGGUCAUAAUGUACUGGACGGACGCCGUGCCGCAAUGGGCCUGGAUUCUGAUCUUCUGGUUUCUGUUCCUGGGCCUGGCGAAUUUCGGGGUGCGCGAGUAUGGCGAGAUGGAGUUUUGGCUGUCGUUAAUCAAAGUCCUCGCCCUGAUUGUAUUCUUCAUUCUCGCAAUCUGCAUCAGUACCGGCGGUAUUGGCGGCCGGACGAUCGGGUUCAAGUACUGGCAUGAUCCUGGGGCGUUUGCAGACUCGAUUAACGGCGUUGCGAAGACGUUUGUUGUUGCCGGGACGCUGUAUGCUGGGACAGAGAUGGUCGGCAUCACAGCUGGAGAGUCUAGCAACCCGCAAAAGGCCGUCCCAAUCGCCAUCAAGCAGGUCUUCUGGCGUAUCCUGGUCUUCUACAUCGGAACAAUGUUCUUCAUUGGCAUCCUGAUGCCCUACACCGACAGCCGCCUCAUAGGUGACAGCUCCUCCAGCGCCAGCUCCCCAUUAACAAUCGCCCUCUCCGACGCCGGAAUCCUGCCCGCCGCACACCUCAUCAACGGCCUGAUCGUGAUCAGCGUCAUCUCCGCCGGAAUCGGGUCCCUGUACGCCUCGUCACGCACAAUCCUCUUCAUGGCACGCACAGGGAAAGCACCCAAGAUCCUAGGCCGCACAAACGCGCGCGGCGUGCCCUGGGCCGCCAUCGUGUUCUCGAAUAUCUUCACCUGCAUCGUCUUCCUCACCGUCGGGAAUGAGGCGGGCAAGGUCUAUAAUGCGCUUAUCACGCUUUCGGGGGUCUCGACAUUCCUCGUCUGGAGCACCAUCUGCGUAGCACACAUCCGGUUCCGGCUCGCCCUGACCGCGCAGGGACAAUCGCCCUCAGCGCUCCCCUUCCGUGCAGCGCUGUACCCCUGGGGCACGUAUUUUGCCCUUGCCCUGACCGUCUUCCUGGUGUUUUUCCAGGGCUACACGGCGUUCUUGAAUCCGUUUAGCGCGGACGAUUUCGUGGUGAAUUAUAUCCUCCUCCCUGUUUUUGCGCUGUUUGUGGGGGGGUGGAAGCUUUGGCAUCGCACAAGGAUUGUGUCCCUGGCGGAGAUGGAUAUUUGGACGGGGAGGAGGGAGAGGGAAGUCGAUGAGCAGGAGAGUGGGAAGGGGUGGAAGAGUGGUAGAGGGUGGAGGGGGAAGGUUUAUAGGGGCGUUGUUGGGUGA
This is a messenger RNA of Aspergillus versicolor CBS 583.65, 1611 nucleotides long. Its product is annotated as amino acid permease. Gene Ontology annotation, biological process: amino acid transmembrane transport. Gene Ontology annotation, cellular component: membrane. Bases 1 to 1611 code for a protein of 536 amino acids. The transcript has 7 exons. Gene Ontology annotation, molecular function: amino acid transmembrane transporter activity. The record is from RefSeq and is a predicted model, not a curated record. Lineage: Eukaryota; Fungi; Ascomycota; Eurotiomycetes; Eurotiales; Aspergillaceae.